AUGGCUGAACGCACCACUCACCAUGAUGAUAUAGAUUUUUCUGAUGAUGAUCUGUCUCCUUUAGAUAUAGCUUUUAACAAGGCUUCCGAACAUGUAAGAAAAUUAACAUCAAAACUAGAUAACAACCAACUUUUAGAAUUGUAUGGUUUGUACAAGCAAUCUACCGAGGGAAAGUGUAAUAUAUCAAAACCUGGAUGGUUUGAUGGCAAAGGUCGUAAAAAAUGGGAAGCUUGGCAAUCCCUAGGCAAUAUGCCUAUUGAUGAAGCAAAGCAACAAUAUAUUGACCUGGUAGAAAAACAUGACCCUGCCAGUGAAAUUGACCAAAAAGGAUCCAAGCAACAAUGGGUGGUUGUAUCAUCUCUACAGAGAAGCCCUGAGCCAGAAAUUGCUCAUGAUGAGUUGACCUUGUUUGAUGCUGCAAGAGACAAUAAUGGAGCCUUAGUAACAGAGCUUAUCUCAAACAAUCCUACUAUCAAAGACCAAAGAGAUGAUGAUGGUCUGACUGUGCUUCAUUGGUCUGCAGACCGAAAUGCAAUUUCUGCUUUAGAAGCUGCCCUUAAGUUAGGUUGUGAUAUUAAUGCAGUAGACAACUCGAGACAAACAGCUUUACAUUACGCUGUAUCCUGUGGCCACGUUAAUUCUGUUAAAAUUUUAUUGAAUGCUGGAGCAAAGCUACUAAAGGAUGACGAAGACUGCACACCACUAGAUUUAGCAUCAGAUGAUGAAAUCAAGAAUAUUUUAAGUGUUCAAUACAACUGUUUUAGUUAUAUGUAG
Molecule: messenger RNA, 774 nt
Organism: Leptosia nina
Lineage: Eukaryota; Metazoa; Arthropoda; Insecta; Lepidoptera; Pieridae
Source: the annotation of a GenBank genome assembly